Molecule: messenger RNA, 1164 nt
Organism: Solanum lycopersicum (tomato)
Lineage: Eukaryota; Viridiplantae; Streptophyta; Magnoliopsida; Solanales; Solanaceae
Source: RefSeq, a predicted model, not a curated record
CCAAUAAAGCAGCUUCCUAUAUUUGACCGAUACCUUAAUGCGUGUUAUAUUUCAAUUCAUCUUCUCAAUAUUUUCUCUGAGUCAAAUCAUCAAACACUUGGCCUUCGUUCUCAAAAUUCUCCAUUUUCCCACCAUUUUCUCUGCACCAAAACCUCAAGAAAUCUCUCUUCUCGAGAUGGGGUUUUUGAAAGAAGAUAGAAAAACCAAAGUUUUGAGAUGGGUCAAAACUCUUUUUUUCUUGAUUUCUAUGUUGAUAUCACUUCUACUGUUUUCUGCACCAAUUCUUAUUGUAAUUGCAGAUACACUUCUUCCUUCACUUUUAUUAUCUGCUUCAAUUUCACUGUCUUCACUUUCAAUUCAAUCUCUUUCUUCUCACUUAAGCAACUAUGAUUUUCGAUAUUCACUUGUUGAUAUCCCUCUCAUCUCCAUCGUUAGGUCCGUCAUCAUUCUAUGUGUUUAUAGCUUAUGUGAUGGACCAAGGUUAUCAAGAGGUCCAUAUUUGGGGAUUGCUACAAUUUGUUCUGUUUCAUCAUUGGUGUUUGUGUCCUUGAAGGCUUCAUAUGUGUUUGCACAUAGUUCGAGUAUGGAUCGAGGAGGAUAUGUUCGAGUUAUGGAGAUGGCGUUGUUCGUAUGCUCGUUAGCAUUGGCUGUUGCUCAUGUAGUUGUGGCUUAUAGAAUUAGCUGCAGGGAAAGAAGAAAGCUUCUUGUUUACAAGAUUGAUAUUGAAGCUGUCUCAGCAUUAAAAACCGGAUCUUUUUAUCGAUAUCUUAAAGUAACUCCCUUCAGAAAGACUGAAGUAAAACUCAAAUCUACAGAAUCCAUAUCCACAUGAAGUUGUUAUUUUAUUUCCUUUGGACCAAAUCCAGUUUCCACAGUGCAGGUUUCAGAUAUAUCCAAAGGAGAUCUGAAGUCUAAUUAGUAAAGAAAAAUAGUCUAUAUAUGUAUACUAUAAAGCAUAUAAAAAGAAAAAAAACAACAAAAUUUUAUGUAUAUGUGUGCAAAUGUGGUGUGUUCUGUAUCAGCAAUUAGUUAAAUAUAGAUACAGUGAUACAGGACAAGAGCAUUAUGAUUCAGCACCCAUUGCUCUCUCUCUCUCAGCUUACACAACUUGUACAGAUAUUUGUUCUAUUUUAAUGCCAAUUGUGUUUCAUAGAUUAGAAGAUA